This is a messenger RNA of Xenopus tropicalis (tropical clawed frog), 1944 nucleotides long. RefSeq names its product SPT3 homolog, SAGA and STAGA complex component (gene supt3h). The coding region runs from base 189 to 1538 and encodes 449 amino acids. Gene Ontology annotation, biological process: transcription by RNA polymerase II; positive regulation of DNA-templated transcription; regulation of transcription by RNA polymerase II. Gene Ontology annotation, molecular function: protein heterodimerization activity. The record is from RefSeq and is a predicted model, not a curated record. Lineage: Eukaryota; Metazoa; Chordata; Amphibia; Anura; Pipidae. Gene Ontology annotation, cellular component: SAGA complex; nucleus. The transcript has 13 exons.
GGCCAUAUUGAAUAAGGGAAUGCAGUGUUGCGGCGCUGCUUGUUGAGGGCAACCCGUAAGUGCCCAUAUGGCCAAUGUGCUGCUGGGUUUUCACCACUUAUUCGGGCAGUAAGUCGGCUUGGGGCAGUUGAAUGCCCUGCUGCAGAGGGAUAUUGGAAACAGGCUAACCUCUACAUUUCCUUGGCAAGAUGAGCCACGGCGCUGCGGGGCCCAACAGCAUGGCGUCAGCUGGCACAUCAUCAUCUGGAAGAGGAAUAGGGAAGACAACAAGCUUUGUUCCCGAACUCCAGAGUAUGAUGUUUUCCUUGGGUGAUGCCCGGCGCCCGUUACAUGAAACCGCCGUCCUGGUAGAAGACAUUGUUCACACCCAGCUUAUCAACUUGUUGCAGCAGGCAGCCGAAGUGUCCCAGAUGAGGGGCGCGCGGGUCAUUUCUGCCGAAGAUCUCCUUUUCCUCAUGCGUCGCGAUAAGAAGAAACUGCGGAGGUUGCUGAAAUACAUGGUCUUCCGUGACUACAAGUCCAAGGUCUUAAAAGGAAUCGAAGAAGAGGAUAUUGAAGAGAAGUUCAACAGCAGCAACAACAACGCCAAUAAACGUCAGAAGCUGGCGCAGGACUUUCUCAACUCCAUCGACCAGACAGGAGAGCUCCUAGCCUUGAUGGAAGAUGAUGAGAUUGAUGAGGUCAAGCAGGAACGGAUGGAGAGAGCCGAGAAACAAACCCGAGCAAUGGACCCGGCGCAGUAUGCAGAAUUCUGUGAGAGCCGGCAGCUGAGCUUCUCCAAGAAGGCCUCUAAAUUCCGGGACUGGCUGGAUUGCAGCAGCAUGGAGAUCAAGCCGAACGCUGUAGCCAUGGAGAUCCUGGCCUACUUGGCAUAUGAAUCUGUAGCCCAGUUAGUGGACUUGGCUCUGUUGGUUAAACAAGAUAUGACUCCCAAGACUUGUGACCCAUUCACACAUGCAGUGUCGGCCACCUACAUCCAGAGCCGCAACACAGCAGAGCUGCUUGCCCAGACAGCACCUCUGAAAAGUUGCCCUGACACCCCAGAGAACACACCUCCAGCCACACCCAACCCUCCCUCUGUCGGAGCCCAACACCAGGGUAAGGGCCAAGCUGGAGCUCUUGGGAAUGGUGUGGACUCCAACAAAGCCAAACAGAGGAAAAGAAAAAAGAGCGCAGCUGCCGGUGGGACGGAGGCAAACAGCGAUGCCAUCCAGCCCGGCCACAUCAGAGAGGCCAUUCGGCGCUACAGCCACAAGAUUGGCCCCCUCUCUCCGUUCACGGCAAGCCAAAAAAACAAAGAGCGCUUACCGCAGGACCGGGAUGCCUUUUUUAGCCUGCUAAUAUGGAGGUUGCAUAAGAAACAGGAAAAAUCAGAGGGUUAUAUUAAGGUGAUCUCUUCCUCUGUGAAAAAAAAAAAGGAAAGGAAGGACAAGUUCCCGUCUGGGCUUCUAGUCGGUGGGAUUGUUUGUUGUGACUAUAGACGGACUGACUGGAUGUCUCAUAUUCCAACCCCCUCAGUCGCUCUACUUGUUUACUAGCUGGAACGUUGGGCUAAUUAAUGGCAGGAUGUUUGGGAUGGUGCGUAGGUGGGGGAGUAGGCACAUCACACGGCUUUGUCAUUGCCAAUGAGAGGAUGACUGUCAGCCCACGCGGCCCAACUGCACCGUCAUCUCUUCUGGCCUGGGUGGAGACACUUUCAACAACAAUGUUCUCAGCUGGGAUCAAGGAAAAUUAUACAGAGUUAUUUUUGUCACCGUCUACAAAGAAUCCUUUCCUUAAUAUGCAUCUUUUUUUCUACAUGUUUCUCUGAUCGUCCAUUGGAAAUAUUUCUGCAUUUUUGUUCAUUGUUAUCGCUGCAGUUUGAUAUAUAAAAUAACCCAUAUUUUUUUGCAUUAAACACUAUUAUGAUUGGAUCUUUAUGAAAUAAAAAUUGUGUUGUUUUUU